UUCCUCAUGAGCUAAUCAAAUAUAUCUUCCAUGCUUGAUUGUUGGGCUCGAAUAGACUAAUAUAUGUCAAUCUUUAGCCUAUAUAAAGCCCCCAAUUCAUCAAACAAGGGCAUCAAUCCAUCCUUGGAGCAAAAAAUUCACUUUUUAUAUUUUAUUUUUGCAUUCUCUUGAAGUGUUGGAGAAGAAGCCAUUUCUCUCCUCUACAAUUGGUUCUAGGUAUUAUUUCUUGUAUGUUAUUGUAUUUCCUUUAUCUUAGUUACACUUUUGUAAUUAAUAUGAGCAUUAGAGGCUAAGUUCUUAGCUAAGGCUAGGGAUGAACUUCUAUGCCCACUAGGUGUUUGAUAAAAGUUCUAAACCAAUAAAUUGUGAUUUAUCCUUUACAUUUUGAUUGUUUAUGACUAUGGUGUACAACAUAGAAGUAUGUUAAACUUAGUUUAUGCUUGCAAUUAACGUUGAGGUCUAAACUAUGAACAUUAAAGGAUAAACAUAUAUAUUACCGAGAAUAGAAAUAUAUCCGGUAUUAUAUGAUACGGGUGUGAUGUCUUGAUAUUCAACGGGGUUUUCGGUAGAUGAAUGUAAGCCGUAACGGGACUUACACGUAACGAAAACCACGCUCUCGCUGCCUUAACCGGAGUUGAGAAUAUAUUAGCGACAUCGUAUUCAUAAUUAUUGGUAAAGAACUAAUAUUCAACCCUAUUAAAGCAUUUAAGUGAUUCCCGAAGCCUUAGUUGUUGUUAUCAAUCACUUUAAUCAAAUUAAUUCAAGUUAUAUCUCCGAAAAUUAAAAAGAAGAACCAAGUUGUUGUUUUCACAACAACACACAACUCAAAAUCCCUGCACUUUACUCAUUUACUUAUUCAAAGUCAUCUACUCGCGGACUAAAUUAAACAACGUUUCCCUGUGGAUUCGACCCGGUAUUUUACCGGAAUUUAUUACUAUAUCGGCACUUGUACACUUGCAAGUUCAGCCCGGUCAAGUUUUUGGCGCCGUUGCCGGGGAAACGGUCUUGUUUAAUAAAGUCCAAACAAUCAACCAAUCAAAAAUCCUGAAUUUAUUUUUCACAACUUCACUUGAUCUUGGAAGGAUUUUUGUUUUUUCUUGUGUAGAUAUUCCCUUGUGUUUGCAUGCAAUUAAGAGGUCAAGGUUCUAAAAUUCUUGAACCACUUGAUCUUGAAAUAGAAAAAACUUGCAAACACAUUCGAAGGGAGCAAAAAGCUACAAAGAUGUUGCCAACUUUGAAUGAGAGGAAGAGACCCGUGGUGGCCGCUACGCCAUCUUGCAUCACCUUGAGCGAGGAAGCAAGAGACUAUGAGCUAAGGCAAAGCUACUUCAACGCUAUGCCUCAGUUUCAUGGUUUGCUUGGGGAAAAUCCACUCAACUUCAUCACGGAGUUCUACGGAUUCAUUCAAGGAAUCCCUAGAAAUGGCUUGGCGGAGGAUCAACUCAAGCUCAAAUGCUUCCCCUAUACUCUCAAAGGGGCGGCAAGAGGAUGGUUCCUAGAGCAAGCUCCGGCAAGCUACACAACAUGGGAAGGUAUAUACAAUGCCUUCAUGUCUAAGUACUACACGCCCACCAUGACUCAAGAGCUUAGACAACGCAUUUUCAAUUUCAAACAACAAAAUGGUGAGCUCUUUCAAGACGCAUGGCGGCGUUUCAAAUCAUUGCUAAGGGAAUGCCCACAUCACCGCAUUCCCCUAGACCUUCAAAUUGACACGUUCUACAAUGGUUUGAAUGCACCUUGUCAAGCCAUUGUGGACAACCGAGCCGAGGGCUACAUUGGAAAUAAAAAUGAAACUGAGGCACUCCGAAUCAUUGAAUCUAUUGCCUCAAAUCCUCAACUUCAAGGAGGCGAUUACAAGGUGGUCGGGAUGAAUGAAAUCUCUAUCACAACCGAGAUUAACAAAAGGCUUGAACAAAUGGAAUCAAAAAUUGAGCAAAAAUUCCAAACGGCCCUUCAAGCCGUAUUGGGAGGAGUCAAGCAAAUAGCUAAUGUGGAGAGCAUUCAAAGUCCGGAAGGCAAUUUAUCUCAACAUCUUGAAGAGGUAAAUUUCAUGAACUCUUAUGGGAACCGGGGAAACAAUAAUCCUUCUAAUCAACAAAGGUGGAACCAAGGGAGCAAUUGGAAGCCACAACCCCAAUCCGGAGCACCUAAUUUUGGGCCGUCCAAGGAAACCACCAUGGAGGAUAUGAUGCAAUUCAUAUCCAAGAGCAUGGAAAGCAUGAAGGCUCAAAAUGAAGAGAACCAUAGUAGAGUGGAGGCAUCCAUUGGGAAUCUCCACUCUCAAUUCAACAAGUUGGAUCUUCGCUUUGAAGAUCAAAAUAUAAAGCUCAACCAACGCAUUGACACCAUUGAGCAAUAUACCAAGGCGUCAAUCCGAAAUCUUGAAUUUCAAAUGGGGCAACUCGCUAAAAAAAUGAGUUCUAGAGAGCAAGGCAAAUUCCCUACAACUACGGAGGUAAACCCGAGGGAGAGCGUCAUGGCCAUUACCACAAGAAGUGGGAGACAAACGGAGGACCCCAAGAUGUCGGGGAGAAGAAAGAUACCGGAGAAACAAGAAGAGGUUUCACAUACACCGUUGGCACCUAUUAUGCCUCAAUAUGUUCCUCCCAUCCCCUAUCCACAAAAGUUGAAGAAGAAAGGAGAUGAGAAGAAACACAAGAAAAUUCUUGAUAUUUUCAAGAAAUUGAGCAUCAACAUACCUUUUGCGGAGGCCAUUGCGGAGAUUCCAUCUUUGGAGCUAAAAAUUCAGUUUUUAUAUUUCCUUUUUACAUUUUCUUGAAGUGUUGGAGAAGAAGCCAUUUCUCUCCUCUACAAUUGGUUCUAGGUAUUAUUUCUUGUAUGUUAUUGUAUUUCCUUUAUCUUAGUUACACUUUUGUAAUUAAUAUGAGCAUUAGAGGCUAAGUUCUUAGCUAAGGCUAGGGAUGAACUUCUAUGCCCACUAGGUGUUUGAUAAAAGUUCUAAACCAAUAAAUUGUGAUUUAUCCUUUACAUUUUGAUUGUUUAUGACUAUGGUGUAC
This is a messenger RNA of Cuscuta epithymum, 3017 nucleotides long. The record is from the annotation of a GenBank genome assembly. Lineage: Eukaryota; Viridiplantae; Streptophyta; Magnoliopsida; Solanales; Convolvulaceae.